Messenger RNA from Cyprinodon variegatus (sheepshead minnow), 1121 nucleotides. RefSeq names its product trace amine-associated receptor 1-like. Gene Ontology annotation, molecular function: trace-amine receptor activity. The transcript is spliced from 2 exons. The record is from RefSeq and is a predicted model, not a curated record. Gene Ontology annotation, biological process: cell surface receptor signaling pathway; G protein-coupled receptor signaling pathway. Gene Ontology annotation, cellular component: membrane. Bases 110 to 1093 code for a protein of 327 amino acids. NCBI's taxonomy places the organism in Eukaryota, Metazoa, Chordata, Actinopteri, Cyprinodontiformes, Cyprinodontidae.
UCAGAGAAGAGCCACUGUGCAAACAUCGGGGCUCAGCUGAUACGCUGUCAUGUAUUGUGGAUUAGAUUCUUUAAUUCUCUGAACUGCUGAGCAAAAGUUUGGUCUAAACAUGGAACUUGAUAUGAGUAAUUUUCUUCUUAACAAUACUUAUGUUUCUAACGUAAAUCCUUGCUAUAAGAUUGCCACCUAUCUACCAACAGAAACUCCUACCACGUUAUGUCUACUUUUUAAUGUUUUUCUUGGUUCUAUAUCUGCAGUAACUGUUUGUGGAAACCUACUUGUGAUAAUCUCUAUCAUUUACUUCAGACAGCUUCACACUCCUACCAAUGCCCUCAUCCUGUCUCUGGCUGUGGCUGACCUGCUGGUAGGAGCUAUGGUCUUUCCACUAACAAUGGAGUUCUCAAUAAGCUCAUGCAUGCAUCAUCAGGACAUUUUCUGCAAAGUAAGAGGUAGCUUCGAUAUAACACUUAGCAUAUGUUCUAUUCUGAACCUGUGCUGCAUUUCUAUUGACAGAUAUUAUGCAGUGUGUCAGCCACUGGUAUACAGGAAUAGAAUCAGCAGUCAUGUUAUUGUAUUGAUGAUAUUGGUGAGCUGGGGCGUUCCAGCUGUGGUUGCAAUCAGUCUGGUAGGAUUUAAUCAGGUGGAAUGCAAACAAAAUUGUUUUCUUACUGUUGUGCUGGGAAAAAUUCUGAUUGUUCUAAUUACAUUUUAUUUACCACUGCUUGUAAUGAUAUGCAUCUACCUAAAGAUUUUUAGUGUCGCACAGAGACAAGCAUACAGCAUCCACAGCAAUAAACAUUAUGGGGGAGUAGUUAGUAAAAUGGAAAACAAGGCCACAAAAACUUUGGCAAUUGUAAUGGGAGUUUUUCUGUUGUGCUGGCUGCCUUCCAUCCUCUGUACAACUGUUCUUACUUUCAGUAAAGCUUCCCAGCCUGGCCCUCUGGCAGAAAUACUGAACUGGCUUGCACUGUCUAAUUCAACAUUCAAUCCAUUUAUUUAUGCUUUAUUUUAUAGGUGGUUCAGGUCAGCAUUUAGAAUGAUUAUUUCAGGAAAAAUAAUGUUGGGAAAUUUUACUGACUUGAAACUUUAUUGAUUUAUGUAUCUUUGUAAGGCACAUUUGC